This is a messenger RNA of Pseudo-nitzschia multistriata, 7275 nucleotides long. Lineage: Eukaryota; Bacillariophyta; Bacillariophyceae; Bacillariales; Bacillariaceae. The record is from the annotation of a GenBank genome assembly.
CGUUUGGGUUUCCUAUAUCUUCUACUCUCAUGAAUGGUAAAUCGGUGUGGUCGCAUUCAAAUUUUACGAUAAGCUGAUUUUGAGCAGAGUUAGCAGUGAAACAUGUGCGAUAGGGUUUCCACUGGAUUUCGUUUUUGGUGGUAUUUGACAGAGGAAAUCGAUAGUUUCGAGAAUGAAAGAAAGAUCUAUUGUUGGUCCCAGAACUGGUAAAACAUUUGGAGUAACCCCCAGUCGCCAUCAAUAAUUUUCCUUCCAAAGAUACUGUCAACUGCGUCGUACGCAUCAAAGAUUUUGCGGUCUUCAAACGAUUUUCUGCCGAGGUGUAGCCCGUGUCCUGGGCCUGUACGUACGACUCUAGCUCGGUCCAUUGCAUGUCUUGAAUUAGUUCUUUCAUGCCAAAGUGCAUUCGAAAGAAAGUUCUAUUGUGUUCGGUCGUCAGACGUCGAAAGCCGUGCCAAAAGCGUCCAGUCCCAUCUCUCAGAGACAGUCGAACAAAGACGUAUCUGUCGUUGACACUAUUCAUCCGGUAGUCGUACCAUUCGUUCCAGAAGUUCUCUUGCGACGAUGAUGAACACGAUGUCGCUAAUGAUGAAUCAAUAUCGGUAGCAGAAGAAUGGGCCAUCGAUAGAGGAAUCUCGCUAUCUUUAACCGGCAUGCGAUCAAAAUCAUAUAUCCGAGAUGCAUCUUUCUCUCGUUCUUGUACAAAGAUUGCUUCUUCGGCAAAAAAUCGACCAACCUUGCGAGCUAACAGCUCUCUGCUGGAAAGAGAGUCAGGUAGCAUCGCGUUUUUGCCAUGGUCGUUCUCGUUAGUGACGUUUCCCCUUUCUAAAUUUAUCGGCGAUUCCGUCUCAUCCAAAGCAACUGUGAUAUCCUCAGCAUUCAGAGAUCGCCAUCUUUUAUGAGCGAAGCCCAUGUUCUUUUCAUCGCAAAUGGACAGGUAAUACCAUUGCCUCGCAAACAAUAAUUGGCCAAUCAUAUUCAUGUGGGUGUUUUCCAGCUGAAAUAGAGCAAUCUCAUCCAAAAACAUCAUGACAUUCUCAAUGAUAUUAUGGUCAUGUAAUAGUUGUAAUCGAGAUUUGGGAUUCGCUCGUUUGUGGUUGUGAGCAUUGAUGCCUUCGCUUUUGUUUUUCUUGUAGUCAAAGAUUUCCUCCAUAGCAGAUGAUAUGGAAUGCGGGUGAGUUCGUUUCUGAUUGCCUUGACUCGACUUUGGAUCGGAAGUCGAAUUCAGCAUCAACGAAAUCGUUGUCGUAGUUUCGCUUGCUUUGCGCAGGUCUUUUGCGCCGCAUGCUUCGCGAGCAGAGGAUAAGCGGGGUUCCAUUUUGAGGUUGAAUUAUGAAUUUCUAACGCUGGUUCUAUCGCAUCAUUGUAUUCCACUAAGACUUUGAUAUCGGCUGGUAUCAAACAUAGUGCAACAAUCCUGAUUUGAGAGCUUUUGGGUUUUGGUCUCUAUUGUAUUUUCCGACUCCAGGUGCCACUACAUCAGCAUCGUAGUAUUGGAAAUCGCCGAGGUCGUAUCGCACCUCAACUCUGUUUCCCUUGCCGUUUUGUCGACUUCGGCGCUACGAUAAGUAGGCAUGGGCAAAGCAUGCGAAUGUACGUAUGCUCCUUAGUGUCACGAGCAACUAUUUACUCGUGAUUUAGGUUGUACGUGUAUUACUGGCUCACAAAGCAAAAUCGUUACGUUAACCGUAUCUUCAAGGUAAUAAUCUAAGUACGUACUAAUGACACCGGACAGUACGGCAGUCAUAUUCGGGCUUAUCUCGUGACUUCAAAUCACUCCUGCUCAGCAAGUGGAACAGAUGAAACUGAAAAACUACUACUAAAAAAUAAUGAAAAAUGAUGAGAAGAAAAUCAGUAGGUGUUAGUUGAAAGCUGGUAAUGGGUCUGCAACGGAUACGUACGUACUGUAUUGAAAGGAUACGUACGUACUGGAAAGGAAGCAUACGUACGAUACGAUGCUCCCUCUGAAUGGAUGGAUAUACCAUUCCUACCUACAUAUCAUAAUAUACUAUUCAUAUAUACAGAUCAUACGAUCCUUCGGUUGAGGACCGUAAGAGGUCUAAGAUACYAUUCGAGAAUACCUCACGAAGAAUAGAGAUGUCACGAGUCCGGAACAGAGAACCUCCAUGUAGAAUCCCUACCAGGUCUACAUGAGGUUCCAAUCGGAACUUCGGAAUUCUCGUGAACGCGCUUGGUAAUCUUCGAAUAAUUCUAAUCUUAUAAUUUCAAUUUYCAUACACACUUAACACCUACUAAGAGUACACGUAAUCUCGUGCAGGGUCAUUCCUGGAAUACCAGAGGCCCUGAAUUUUGGUCACAAUCUAGGAUUUUGGGUAACAAAAUACCCAAAUCAUACUAGUGGAAGUUCCCCCGCCCCUCCUCUUGACUUCCACCAUCUGGUGAGUUUUAGUACUGAAGUAUGUUCUAGUACAGAUUAUGUGCAAAGUGCCUGUGGUGCCAUACAUGACUGCUUGGAUUCCAUUAUCUCUAUUCACCCAGCAGAAGACCAACUGAUAGGUCUAGUAGUAGGCACCUCGUAUUCCAGGAAUGACCCAAGAAUCAUGGUUGAUGAGCAGAGGUAGUACUACUAGUAUCAGCAUAAAGUCUGGGCCCUCCAGAACCCACACACAAAUCCCUCUUUUUGAAUUCCUCCCCUAGAAAGACAUGGGUUAUUUUUGGUGAAAAAUAACCCACAUUUAAGACACAUGGGUUUUUUGGGUAAAAAAUAACUUACCUUUCAGAAAUUGGUUUUGUCAAGAUGAAAAAUAACCCACAAAAGAACCCAGGAACCCAUGAAUAACCCACCAAAUUAGAGUCAUUUGUUUAGAUGAGAAUCAAACAUAGCCAUUACUAAUGUUAAUUUAAAAUUGUUUUUUGGUGUUUGAAAAUAGACCCAAUGUAUUUGUGGAUUAUUCAUGGGUUAUCUGUGGGUUUAACUUUUUGUAACCUGUGUUCCCAAAUGUUGCCACCUGCAAAAUCUAGGGGAAGAAAUUCAUUGCUACUGCUACUACACCACUACUACUCUACUUAUGGUAUUCCUCUCAUUAUAAUAUUAUAAGAAUCUUACUUAACAAAUAGAAAUAUAAUUAUUCAUUUAUAACACAUCACUGCACCUGAUGGUUGAAGUUACUAGAAUGCUCUUUACAAAUUCUGCAACAUCAACCAUUCCUUGAUAUUUUCAUAGUAGUACUAACAAGGAUCCCUGGCAACUUCCUUGAUCUCCUCACUGAUAAGUCAGGAUACCUUUGCUCUGCUCCUUCUACGCAAACAAAACAAUAGUUCCUCUUCACUCCUUCAUACUUUUCACUGCAUCUUUCUUCAUAUGUCUUUGUUCAUCAAUGCAAUGCCAAUAUGCAUGAGGAGCUUGAGUCAGGAGCUUGAAAUCUUUUCUUUCCAUUGUUGUAUAGUAGUAUGGAUGAGUUGUAUACUUUCCACCAUUCCUUCUUCAUGAACUUGUCACAUAGAAGGCUGGUCCUAUUUAUGUAGCAGGAAUGUACAACUCUGUAAAGCAACAACCAGAAGAGGAGAAUAGGAAGAUACCAUCUGUUUGUGCAAAGUGAUGUUGAAUAUUUUGUGUUAUCAGUUUGAUUGGCUUGGCUUCUACUGUAAAGGAACAUAUUGGCUAACAAAGGCAAAUCCAUUUCUGCUCAUUGUGUUCUUGACAAAGGAUGUAUAGAUUCUGCAAUUUUCAACAUCAGCCAAUGUAUUUGAGGCAAUUGCUUUGAACUAAAAACUCUGAAGUAGAUGCAUGCCAAGAAGAUGUAACCACAUGUGAAAUUCCACUGCUCUGUCAAUGACUCUAAAACACACUUCCUUUAAUUGGGACAUGUGAAGACAUUGUAUGAAUAGCUUGAGAAUCUUUCUCUUCUUUGUUGUUACCUGCCCCUCAACAUCUGUAGUAGCUUCAGCAGUUGGUCAAAUAUCAACUGUUUACUUCACAUGAUGGAUGAAAAGGUUUCCCCAAGUCAUGUCUAAGAGGUUUAUAAAAUUAUUUUGGAGUUUCUAUCUGGAUUUACCAAGCUACUACUGCUGUCUGUAGGAUAUCAGACCAUGAGUAUGAUUCAUAUAUAUGACACAUACACAUGACACGUAUCUACGAUUCAUACACACCAUACAUAUAUGACUCACGCGAUCACAUUGAUCCAUACGCUUGACAUGACUCAUUUCAUUCACUUACCUGAGUGACUCAACUCAUUCAAUUCACACAUCACUCGAUCCUCACAGUGAUCGAUUCUAGAUUUCAUACUAGCUUGUCGAUCCUCGAUAAGAGCAUUGACUCACUUUUCUUCUAGCACACACCAUUUUAUAUCACUAGUAUUAGGAUAGUCACUCCCACAGGUUAUGAUACCCUACUACACCAGAUCAUCCACCUGGGUCUGGUGGUGUAACAAACCAGAUUGAGUGAAUUUUCAGUACUGCAUUAUUUUGUCAAAAGUUGAUCAAAUAUCAACUUUUUACUUCAUGGCAUGGAUGAAAAGGUUUCCCCAAGUCAUGUCAAAGAGGUUUAUAAAAUUAUUUUUGGGUUUCUAUGGGUACCUUGCUGAGUUGUCGGUACUAAUGAAAAAAAAACACAAGCACCACCACCUUCAAGAGACUACUAGUAUUAGUACUAUUAUUAGUAUCAUAGGCAAUGUCAUGCAUUCUCACCAUUCAUUAGUACUAGUAGUAGUACUACUACUACUAGGAUUUCUACUAGAAUUCUGGUGGGUAAAAGAAAAGAAUACCCCAGUAGUACUAAAUGGAAAUUGACAGGGGGUGAACUUCCACUAUGGGUCAUUUUGGCCCCAAAACAAAUUCUUAUCCAAUUCGUGGCCACUACAAGUAUUACUACUAGUAGUGCAAGUAGUAGUAGGUUUACAGGGAAUUGAAUUAACCAUGAGUACUAGUACUAGCAGACCAAGAAUUUUUUAUUUGUGGUUGAAUUUGCUCAAAUGUUCAUUCGGUAAUUCGUUAUGUACGUACCGGUAUUACGUAUGUAUUCGUACUGUAGAACUAAGGAAGAUACCGAUACGUACAAGCAGUAGUAGUACGUACGUACGCACUCGUACUUUGAGGACUAUUUUUUUUCUGCACCGGUAUUCGUAGUCGUAUGAGAACACGGUGGGCCCGCCCAAGAGAGCUCCUUCCAGCCACUCAAAAAUUAUUGACCCAUUGUCGACUUUUUGUGAUGAUGGGGUUCGUUUUCGGAGGUGGUGAUUGGUGAUGGUCAUUUUCCUCUACGUUUAUGUCACUUCCUCUUACUUCUGCAAGGCGAAGGCACGACUAGGAGCAGCAAAAGGUAUCAGGUUCCGUAAUCGUACGGUACUACAGUAGUCUCUAAGGUUUUUUGAGUGCGAAGGGAAUCUUGGAUUCCGAAUGAACUUAGGCCUCCGAGGUCGCGUAGAAACGAAGUUACCGUAUGGAACAUAAUUUGAGAUUGGCAUAGCCCCCAGAAAUUCGUCUAGGCUGAGCAGAAUCCACAGUAUAGAAUGUACGUAAAAGGGUGUUAAAAAAUUAAAAAAUGACACACGAUGUUUCUUUCUGAUUCUUUGCUAAGGAUGGAUCUGCCGUACCGGUACAACAAUCUGGAACCGUUCAUUUGAAAUCUAUGGAAACUACGGGAACUUCAUUCAUCAAUGUUUGCUGUUCCUAACGUGGAUUCUUUUGUUUGUGCGUCAGGUCGCCGUACUGGAGGAAUUUCGGAUGAAUGACAAUUUUCUUCCGCACCCCCUCUAAAUAUUUCCACCAAUAGAUAUCUUUGAAGUUCAAAGCGUUCUGGAAGUUAGUUGUCGAUCAACAAGAACAUUGGACAACAGGAUUUAGUCCUGGAAGCGACGACAUUUAGUGUUCCCAACCCGUCGUCGGUUUUCAACAAAAUUAACGUCAUAAAAUCCAAAUAUUUAAAGAUUAAUUCAUUCUAAAUAAUUAUUUCGAAGAUGGUUGCAGCUGCUGGAGAUAAUCAAUGCGAGGUCGUCCUCGUCGGAUGUGGAGCCCCCAAGAGAGGAAUGGGAUGGUACCACGCCGUUCAGAUGAUCAAGGGAAAGUGCCCUUCGGCCAAGCUGUGCUACGUCGUCGAACCUUGGUUCAUGGGACCUGGUACGUUAUCUUGAGUCAAUUCAAUGCGUUGAAGUUUAAUCGUAUGUGACUAAUGGCAUGGUCGAACUUGGCAGUAUAUGAAGUUCAGAUUGGAUUGCCCCGAGAGUUUUGUAAUAUAAUGGUAUCUUUUUGUAUGACUCACGACACGUUAUCUUAUUCUCAAACAUCACAGGUGCUGCCGGACCUGGAGGACCUGAAUUCGGCGAAUUUCAGAAGGAAAACGAAGCUGAUGGCAUUCAAUUUUUCAAGGCCAUGGGCGAUCUUCCCCCGGUCGCUGAGGGAAAGAAACGUUUGGCUUUGAUUUCGGGACGUACCGCGGACAAUCCGCGCCUUCUCGGAGAGUGCAUUGCCAACGGGUGCACCACCAUUUAUUUGGAAAAGCCUGGUGCUCCUUCUGUUGCAGAGCUCGCAGCAAUGAGAGAUGAAGCCAAGGCCGCUGGUGUCACGGUUCUCAUGGGAUACAAUAAGAACGUCUGCAAAUACGUUUCCAAGGCCCGUGAAUACGCUGCCGCCAACGAAGGAUCUCACGUUACUUUUGUAUCAAACAAUGCCUACGAAAACAAUGCUGCGUCCUUGGGAGAAUGCUUUGAGCGCAACCGAGAAGGUAUGUUGAAAAACAUGGCCAUCCACGAAUUGGCACUUCUUGUCAGUUUCUUCGAUGUCACUGUUGAGACCAUCGAGAAGUGCGAAGCUGACAAGGAAUUUUCCUCGUGCCAAACACUGAAGGGGCCUUCUGGAGAUGACUUUACCGACUUUGACAAGAUCAAAUUCACCAUCACCACAAAGAGUGGAAAAAGUGUUAGUGUUCAAGCUGACCGAUGCGGAGGAGAUGUGUCUUGGGCGUCGGUCGCAAAUGCCGAUGGGAAAGAAGCCUUCAGACACUCUAUGCCCGAUGAGGAGGAUAUUGCCAACGUUACCGUUCUGAAAGAGGAAUACCCCGGGGCCAUGCCUUAUUUCUUCUCUCAGGAUCCUGAUUAUAUCACUGUAAAGGAACGUGUCGCCUCGUUUUGCGCGAAUGGAACCGAAGCCACCGGAAUUGCCACCAUUGACGUUGCUGUGGAGACCCUUCGUGUUGCCGAAUAUUUGACCCCCACCCUUCAAAAGCAACUUCAAGCAUAGACAGAUUUGAAAUACACACACCAUCCGUUUCAUCAUAACAUUUUAUAGAAUCGCCCAAAAUACCCUUCAAAUUCUUCAUGU